Messenger RNA from Dermacentor andersoni, 3695 nucleotides. RefSeq lists its product as uncharacterized. NCBI's taxonomy places the organism in Eukaryota, Metazoa, Arthropoda, Arachnida, Ixodida, Ixodidae. The record is from RefSeq and is a predicted model, not a curated record.
CCUAUGACGACGCAUUCUUCGCUAUCUGGUAGAAGCGCUGCCGUGUCGUCGCUUUGUGGUGCUUUCUGGUUAUUCUGACGAUUUUUCUCGCGAUUUAUAGCUCAAGCAGUCUCCCGGGGACAACUUCGACGCCCCGAAGAUGUGAAUUAAAGAGUAUUCCUUGCAAGUAGAUAAACGUGCUAAUUGUUAAGGGACACUUGAUUGCUGCAUAGCGUUAGCACAAUCAAGGACGUAAAGAACCGACGAAGUUUACGCAAGAAUUUGUAAGUUCAUACCAGUUAAGCUGCCGAGCCUCUCAACCGAUCGCCUGUGCUUAGCUUUUAAAGGCCAAGAUUUUUCUUUGCGAGCUUUUCCGGGUUUUUGUGACCGAGAGUACUGCGCCGUAGCUGUCCUCUAGCCGAAUAGGCCAACCAAUCACAGAGCAGGAAGCGCGCCGCUGCGUUCCACGACCAGAUGGCGCUCGCCUCCGUGCAACCGCGCAAGCCAACGUCUAUAACGUUGUCUAGUAAUGUUGGCGCAGGCGGCGGCGCAGGCCGUGCGGAGCACCAAAAAAAAAAAAAAAAACAACCAGAAGGCUUGCCUUCGUACGUCCGCGGCAGCCUGAAUAAAGCCUUCUGUGUCAAUUGGUACGGACAUUCGAUAAACACAAACUCAUGUUUCGGCUCUUUAUGCACGCGCACUAAGCUGCGCUGUAUAUAGAUGCCAACUCGUUGCAUCUGCUGCAUUUUUUAACAGCUUUCGAGUUGUAAUGCCAACAUUGUAAGCUGCGCGCUAACCUCGCCGUGGCACCGCGGUUGUAUGGCGCUGCACCAUUCUACACCUUGUCUAGGUGGGGAAGUUAACCUGCAGAACAUCUCUUAAGUUUACUGUCGGCUUUAGUCCAUCACUCACAGGCUCGUCCGCACUCAUCAGUAAUAACUGUAAUACAAUGUAAUAAUACAUUGCACUUGUAGCAGGUAGUCCACUUCCGGCAUGCUGCGCGAGGCCUGGAAGAUACAAAUAAGAUGGCCUUUUAUUUCCUUUUAGGGAGCAUGCGAAAAAGAAGAAAGCCUUUGAACUAAUGGUCAAGCUAAUGGAGGCUCAUUCUCAUCUCUGAUUGGCGGAUGUGUAAGGAAUAUCAAUGGCGACAGAACUAUUGAUGAAACCUCCUCAGGUCUACAAUAUCCCACACGAGGUCUUCAAGCUGCUGUCCACUUCCUUCUGGGAGGAGUGCACAGCGCUCGAGACGCAAGUCCUGCUGGCCAUCGCCAGCUCGGUGAUGGCCGAAACCGCGGGCCAGCAGGUGCUCGUCCAAGUCAUGGCGCCAGUCGUGGUGAACAUCGCAGAGGUACAGCACGUGCACCCCACGUAUUACGCGAUUCCGGUGAUCGUGGGCGCCUCGUCUAACGUCAUCAUGCCGGCGUCGGCCCCGCUCGCCCUGCUGCACGAAUUGGCGCGGGUGUCCUUCUGGAAGCUGCUUCUUUUUGGCUUGCUCGCGAAGGCCAUCGUCGUGAGCAUGGUCAUCGUGAUGGUCAACGUGGCGGACAAGUACGGCAUUCUCAGCGCCCAAACGACUCCGGAAUGAGCCGCUACCUUUUACGGAGUCAUAUAUUUCGUUUUAGCCCCCAACUGCCAUUUGCUACGGCGUAUUGAGGAACGCAGCCUUUAGCGCAUGAACUCUACACAACUUUAACUUUGUUUUCUCUGUUACCGUGGCAACUGCGGAACUAGCGUUUUUGGGACACUCGCUGCUAAUUCAUCAGCACCCCAACCCCUCCUCAAUCUCCUCGUUUAUAUGCGUUUUAUAUUAGUAUUUCCCCCAGUGCUGUUAACCAGUUUGUUUCUGUCUCCUUGGCGUUCUCUCCUUUUCUUCUUUCUUUCUUUCUUUAUUUUGGUUCAGUUGGACAUUCGGUAUCGUUUGAAUGUGAAUCGACGAAAUUUGCUGGGCCUCGUUUAUUAUUUACUCUUUGUUACUGCACAUAGUGAAUAUAGCCAUCCGCUCAUCAUGAGCGCUGCGUACAUUACCACACCCUGCGCACCAGGACUGUCGACCCGGACCAUCUUUCCGCGAGUCUGCUGAGCGAGGGAGUCGGAUGUUGCAAGCCAACCUGCUCUAUCGCGUUAAGGAAGCGAAUCAUGCGACUUCCUGCGAUGCAGCAGCUGUGAAGACAACGUUACCACGUGCAAGAAGUCUCAUCACCGCAGCAUGGUAACUAUAUAUUGCUACGCAAGCCACCUAUGUCGCUAGCAUGGACUACCGAUGUGUUGCAUUGCAGUUGGUGGACACUGUUUAUCACGGCGCAGUCCACGUUGAAGUAUAGUGCGAGGUGAGAACUGGAUCUUUAGCGUGCGCAUAUAUAUUUCAUGAUGACAAUACGUGCGCUUCAUUUUUUUUUUUUGUUGGUGAAGGGACUUGGAAAACUUGUCCUAUGUGAUCGUGAGGCAUGGAAGUACAUCACCGGGACUUGUACUCGAAGCUGGAAUGUCAUGCGCAUGCGUUAUGCCCCAGAUGCUAUCCCUGCAGAGAAUAAUUUUAUGCCUUUAGCGCCUCAAGGAACCGUUAACGAAAUAAAGAAAUACGCAUUCCAGGCCGCAAAAAGUGGUGGCAGGGUCAUUUCACCCAAUAAAAUAUUCGUUUGCGUUGUCCCUAGAGGAAGCGGGGUGCUAGUGUCUUGUCUGAAGGGCUUCUUGCGUGUGCGGGCCGAACACUCGCUGCCAGCGACCGCAUGUUUUAACGUUACAAGGGAAUGCACAGCCAAGGUCUCUACACAAGUGACAAUGGCACACACAAAUAGUCUGCGGCAAGUUCUCGAAACGCCGCCAGACAUUCGCACAACUUUGGCACGCAGUAGUAUUGAGUACAAAUGAAUUAUGGCGGUUGUAAAACUAGGUUGUUUACUACUUGGUCUUCGCAAUAAUGCCGUCACAAGCUUUAAAUUGAAGUGAACUCUACCUUUACGGGAUGGCGGCCCUUAAGGGAUAACCCUCUAUUUGUUUUAUUUAAUAAUAAAAAAGGCAUGAGACAAGCGAAAAAUUCCGCAAGUGCCCACUUCCACACAUCUCGUUCGACCCAAUCAAAAUGCCGGACCUCGCACUAAGGAGGCGACAAGAUGCAGACUGGUGCCACUACCCCUGCCGCUCUCCGUUAGUCGAACGAUCCAAACUUUCGGUGCACGUAUCUCGAUUUCGAUAGAAUUAAAGGCCGCAGGUCGGCCAUCUUGGUUGAGGAUAAGUGACGCGCGGGAACGCAACGACUGUACUCAUACGGAUCAUUCAAGGGUGAUGAGUCUUCGUCAUGAUAGUUCUGCGCAUGCGCAGUAUUCUUCCGUUCCUUCUUUCCACUUCUCUUCCCACUUGAGGCGAUAAAAGCUAUCGCACGCCCCUAAAUAAACGUAUUCUAUGUGCCUCGUAACUGUUCGGGCCGCGUGCCGUGGAAAUGCUACAAAGGGUCAUCGGCGUAGAGAGUAAUAAUCGAAAGUAUCCGGUAUAUAGGCGAAGGCACGUAAAGGCAGUGGAGAAGGAGAAUGUGUCACGAAGUAGGAAGAGCGUAGAGCUGGACGCACUCAAGGCUAGCGCUCGCUGUCGGGUUAUCGGUACAUGACUAGACUGGGUUUGAGGCGGAAAAUAAGACACUAAGCGUAGUUGUCAUCGUAACUGAUUUUAUUAACCGACGCUUGAAUACAUAUAAGCUGCAGAUAUGCGCAUAUCAUAGGAAA